Erpetoichthys calabaricus (reedfish) is the source of this 2274-nucleotide messenger RNA. RefSeq names its product beta-microseminoprotein-like. The record is from RefSeq and is a predicted model, not a curated record. The coding region runs from base 720 to 1055 and encodes 111 amino acids. The transcript is spliced from 3 exons. NCBI's taxonomy places the organism in Eukaryota, Metazoa, Chordata, Cladistia, Polypteriformes, Polypteridae.
CUCUAUCCACCACUAAACAAGGGGGAUUCAUUUCACAACUUACUUGAAGGGUCUGCAAACCCUGGGCUUCACAGUUUCCAUGGAAAUGCAGGCUGAGGAGACGUGAGUGGGAUGUAAUUGUGCGGAGAAUUUCGGGCUGUUACCGGGGAACACGAGGAGAAGGGCCGUUACCAUGGAAACCGAGAUGCUGUUCAAAGCCGGCAGUUUUUACUAGAGGCGCGCGGCGGGAGAGGAGCACAAAAGACGAAAAAGGUCCAAAGUCGAAGGGAAGUAUGCGCUCACCGUCCUGAAAACAGGAACGAGGGUUGGGGAAGGAAAGAAAUAUGAGUAAAUGUUUUUUAAAAAGCGCUCGGCCAAGCCCGCAGCGGAGGGAGGGGAGUGGAUGGGUGGGUGGGUGACACCGUGACAGGGUAGAAAAUUAUGUAAUUAGAGAAGUCCAGGAAGAAAACAGGAAAGAGGCGCCGUCCAUCCACCCAUCAGGUGGCCGCUCGCCCACAUUUUGAGUAUAAAUUCCCCCUGAAUUCCAAACCAUCCGUGUUCGCUCGACUUUUCUUUUAGUCGCUUAGCCCUUAUGCCAUUUACUGCAAUUGCCGGCAUCGGUAAAUAACAAUGCAGUCCUUAGCGGAACCUUAAAUAUAACGGACGAAAAAAUAAAUAAAAGACCACAUUAAGCUUCAGUCCUGUCUGCAUUUUUAUCAUUUUUGGAGGUGGGAGUCUAGAUGGCGUUUUGCAGAAGUCACAUCUCCUGUCUUACAGUCCUGGGGACAGCCUGCCUGGCGCUCCUGCUUGUCUGGAUGGCACCUGGGACAGAAGCGGCAGUUUACCACCAUGCAGGGAAAUGCAAGCACAAGGAGAAGCUGUUCAAGCCAGGAGAGUCCUUCGCAAGAGGCUGUGAUAAAUGCUACUGCCACAAGAUGGGAUUCACCUGCGUCACACCCACAAAGCCAACAUCUUGGCCAGAAUCUUGCAAGCCCGUCUUUUCCCGGUGUGAAUAUCGCAUCGUGUCCCGGGACGACCCACACAGACAAUGCCGUGCCUACAGCUGGAUUGGAUGAAGUACGGUUGCCCACUCACAAGUGUGGCUUUUUCUUGCGCCAUCAGUUUGGUGAUGCCCUUUCUGCCACAGAGACCAAUGCGAUUCUCAAACAAACGGGGUAGUGAUGUUAAAAUGGGGGGCUGAGAUGGGUGCCAACACUCAUCUGUAAAACGAAUGCCAAAUUAUGCAAGGUGCAUACAUUUUAUUUAUUCUUCUAUAAAUACGGAUUUGAAGAUCUUUGAUGACAAUGGAUUAUAAUCUAUGCAAUCAAUGUCAACAGUACAAGUGUUACUUUUUUCAUAUUAUUGAAGGAAAGCGUGGAAGACAGAAGAACAAACUAUAGAAGCUUAAAAACCAGCCUGGUCCUCAUGACAGGAUGGCCAUGACAACGUAUUUGUCCCACAAGAACUUGUUCUUGUCAUUAGAACUGUCGUUAACUGCAAACCAUCCAACAGCAUUUGAAGAUACCAUCUUGCUUUGAGGAGCUGAUCUCCAGUCACAUUUCCAUGAUGGAAGUCACCAAAGCAGCACACAAGCCAUCACUGAAGAGGAGACAGGCCAUUCUGUCUUUAGAGGAAAGCAGGCUACAUAUUGGCUACAUUCUACACAGAAAUAAUAUGUUAUGAUGAACAAAACAUAUUCAUCUUCCCUGCAGCGGGUUUCUGGCUUUCAUCAUUUAUACAAAGCCACCUUAGGUGGUACAUCUAGCCUGAAUAUAAGAAAGCUAUAACGUAUUUAUUAAUGGCUUAAAACGCAGAAGAACAUAAAAAGCAUAUUCUUCCUGAACUACUUAAUGGUUGUGUUGAAGUUAGAGGCAAAAAUGCUUUCCGUUAUGGAAGAAGAAUUACAUUGUGAGUAGCUAGCAUGCAGUUUAAUGUAGAAAAGCGUAAAGUGCUACAUGCAGGCGACAAGAACGUCAAUUAUAAAUACAAGAUGGGAGACAGCGACCUCUGAAAAGGAUUUAGGGCUCUGUGCUGAUAAAAUGUUUUCAUUGUCUAAGCAAGGUUUCAACGUUGCUUCAUUUAGUCCUGCUUACACAAGAAAACAUGAAAUGUACCUUCUCAGUUGCAUGCAAUAAUAAGACAGAAAGAAACGGAACAAAACAAAUAGAGACAAGACAGGUUAAGGUAAGGCAGUUUGAUAAUGCAUAUUUACACAAAAAUGGUUACAGGAUACAUACUGUAUCAAACCUUAAAUCAAUUUCUACAAUAUUCCUCAUCAAAAAGUUGUAUGGCACU